Pecten maximus is the source of this 714-nucleotide messenger RNA. Its product is annotated as alanyl-tRNA editing protein Aarsd1-like. The transcript is spliced from 6 exons. Gene Ontology annotation, molecular function: nucleotide binding; Ser-tRNA(Ala) deacylase activity. NCBI's taxonomy places the organism in Eukaryota, Metazoa, Mollusca, Bivalvia, Pectinida, Pectinidae. The record is from RefSeq and is a predicted model, not a curated record. Gene Ontology annotation, biological process: regulation of translational fidelity. The annotation marks the transcript as partial.
AAAGAUCAACCCCGUGAACCGUGUAAGCGUCUCUUCACACCUGGUCGGCCGCGGGACCACACGUGUGUUAGACGUCCUCUGUUUUUAACGGAGCCAGUAUAUCUCUACUUCAAAUCAAAGGUAAAAAGUUGCAUACCAGCUGAAUCAACACUUGUAACCAAUGGCAAAAAGGACAAGGUCAAAGGUUUUGAAGUCAUCUUGGAAGAUACCAUUCUGUUUCCAGAAGGGGGUGGACAGCCGGAUGACAGAGGAACCAUAAACAACAUAGAUGUACUACGUAUCACAAGGAAAGGGGCAGAGGCUGUGAAUUUUGUAACCACGGAAAUCGCUGCCGACACAGAUGUUGACAUGAAGGUGGACUGGUCACGUAGGUUUGACCACAUGCAGCAGCACACUGGGCAGCAUCUCAUCACCGCUGUGGCAGAACAGUUGUUUGGUUGUCCCACCACCUCAUGGUGUUUGGGAGAAAAGACAUCCUUUAUAGAGUUAGAUAUCCCGAACAUGAAGGAAGAGGAUGUUGUCAAGCUGGAGGAAACUGUUAAUGAAAAGAUUCUGGCAGAGAUCCCUGUCACCCCUCAUGUGUUUGAGGAUAAAAAUGACCCGAAGCUGAAAGAGGUAAAUAAAACCUUACUCAACAAUUUGAAGCAUAUCGUCACGAACGGUUACAUGUCACACAUCACUUGUUUACAUUAUAAGUAGCCACACAUCAUCUGA